This is a messenger RNA of Emiliania huxleyi CCMP1516, 529 nucleotides long. RefSeq lists its product as hypothetical. The transcript has a single exon. The record is from RefSeq and is a predicted model, not a curated record. The annotation marks the transcript as partial. NCBI's taxonomy places the organism in Eukaryota, Haptophyta, Isochrysidales, Noelaerhabdaceae.
GCCGCCAACCGCCUUGCAGGCCGAUCGGUACCGCGAUGGCGCCGCUCCGACUUCCUCUUGACCCGCCACCACCGCCCUGCAUCUUGCCGCAGAAAGGAACAGCGGCCAUUCCCGAGCUGUUGCUGCCGCCUCCAUACCCGCUGUCGCCGCCCACAAUGGACGAUCGCGCCAUCGGCGGGGCCUGGCACAAGCCCACCGUCGAGCGUACGGCGGAAGCUGCCCGCAAUGCGGCUGCGGCCGAGGGCCUCACCCUCGUGCGGGGCGGCACCGGUGCCUCUGGCUUUCUUUGCGUCGUCGCGAGCAAAGGCCUGUACAAGGCGACCUUCAUGCGUGAGGACAAACGGAUCCACCUCGGAACCUUUGAGUGCGCCGAGGCGGCGUCGCUCGCGGUUGCUCGCAACUUUCCAGAGGUGCUCGCUGAAGCCUCGGCCAAGGCGGCGGCCAAGGCGGCCAAGGAGACUCGUCCAGGCCUGAGCCUGAAGGACGUUGAGCGCACCGCCGCGGCGGAGGGGCUGGUGCUCUGGCGCGA